Messenger RNA from Porites lobata, 8610 nucleotides. Lineage: Eukaryota; Metazoa; Cnidaria; Anthozoa; Scleractinia; Poritidae. The record is from the annotation of a GenBank genome assembly.
AUGGAGAGAAGACCCUCACAGUUAGGUAGUAAGACUUGUCGCGACUGCAAAAGUUACUUAUUUAACUGUGAUCUUCUUCUCUGUAUUUAUUGACUUUAUUUCUUUAUCUCACAGUUCAAAAUUAUGAAAUUCAUAGCAGAGCUGUCGCGCGAGCAAAAGCGCGGGCAGCGGAGCACCAUGGGUUAGAAAAUUUGGUUUUGGUCCUGAUAAACGUACGUACGUUUAUCCCUUCAAGUAAGCAGAGGUGAAAUUUCAUGGCCACCCAGAUCUUUAGAAAGGAAAAAGCAUCAACAAAGCCAAUUUUUUUUUCGAGUAAAUUUCUAUGUCUACAUUGAUGUGGAUAACAGAAAAAGAACAAGAGCCAGAGAUAAAGAAAAAAUUUAAAAAGGAGACGAAUUUCUUUCCUCCCUGAGAAGAAACAUGAAAAUUUUAUAGCGGCGGUGAGAAGAUGAGAAAUACUAGCGGCCACUAAGAUGAAAUGAGCGGCAGUGAAAAAAAAUGUGAACAGGGACACAUAUGUAACUAGGAAGUUUCUGGAAGUUAUAAGUUGUAGUCGUGCAAACAAAGGCAAGUAAGUGUACAAAAAAGUGUGCUGCACGGUCAAAGUUUUUUUUCUGCUAAUUAGACCUAUGGAUUUUUUGCAGUUCUCGCUACCGUCGCCGUUUAGCAUUACACGAUGUUAUAUUUGUUUGAGUAGACUAUAAAUAUAAACGAGAGCUUCGCUUUUAGGCGUGGCUAAAUGUCGAUAUUGUAUUCACCAUUUCAGUCAGUUCAUCUUUGGUAUAUUAAGUAGUAAGGCUUGUCCCAACAGAGUGAGCUGCUUAUUUAAUUACAAGAGUCCUCUCUUGUUUAUUAUGAUGAUCUUCUCUUCAUUUAUUUCCCUUUCAUUCCGCAGUUCAAAUACCGUAAAUCCUCUAUUAAGCCCCCCCUCUCUAAUAAGCCCCCCCUUUUCAGAGGAGGAAAGCUAAUAAGCCCCCCUCUCUAUUAAGCCCCCCCUUCCCCUCCCCCAAUCCUUAUUCUUCACAAAAAAAUUAACGAUUAACGUGGACUGAUCAGUUAUGGUUUAUUCAUAAAAAUUACCGAGGAACAUGAGGCCGAAAGCACAUUUUUGAAGAAUAAGAAUUUUGUUUUUGCUACUUUUAGGCUCCCACAAGUGAAUUAAAUACUUUUGGCAGUGACUUUAAUUGUACAACGCCUAAAUCUACUCUGUCUCAUACCACGGUAUUUUUGCUACAGGUGAUGCGUUUCGCUAAAUUAAAUAAGCCCCCCCCCUCUCUUUUAAGCCCCGUCUCUCUAUUAAGCCCCCCCUCAAAAGUGCUUGAAAAAAAUAAGCCCCCCGGGGGGCUUAAUAGAGGAUUUACGGUAUAUGAAAUUCAUGUAUUCAUUAUUUCAUCUUCAUCUUUCUCGGGUAUAUUACAAACCAAUUAAUGGCCAGCUCCCAGUCUGCUUGCUAAUUCAAUUGGUUAGAGCGCUGGACAGUUAUCGCAGAGGUCAGGGUUCCAAUCCCAGCAACCCUGAAUAUUUUCAGGUUCGCUUUUCGAGUUUGCAUCUGCAUAAGCUGUUCAUUUAAACAAUCUGAAGGUCUUUCCUUCUAUUUCUUGUUCUCAAACAGUUGUUUACCACGUUCUAGACACCUUCAUUCGAGAAAAUAUGCUUCGCAGAUUCUUCAGCUUUCGCAGACCAAAACUGGAUGAGAAGGAAACAGUUGAUGAGCUUGAGAAAGAAAACAUUGCUCCGAACUCUCAGGUAUAAAGAAAAAAUAUAUUUAAAGGGACUGAGACUGAGAAGACACACUGAAUAUUGACUGAGAAGGCCUGAAAAGACACCCCACAUGGAGUGGGUAAAUUUGACCCCUAGAUGGGUAAAAAUAUUUGCUUUCCGUCCUGAAAACCAUACUUGAGACCAUUUAUAUUCCUAAGUGAGAGGACGGGCAUUUCUCCAUCUUUCAUAUGUCUGUCCCACCCCUCCCCUCCCCCGGAGUUGCAGAUACUUCCACUCGUCAGAUUUUCGCUUUUAAAGAUGCCCUUUUUUAUGAUUGCAGACAAACCCGCUGGCGAUCUCCAAGACAACCAUGGGGGAAGGCAAAACAAAUUCAACCGGCACAGCUGAAUUAGACACAACAACAAAUACAGAAUCUAAGGACUAUACAGAGAAUCAGAAUCCUCGCGAAAAACCCGAGAACAAAACUGUUGAGGAUGAACUCUCGCAGAAAGAAAAAGCAAUUUCUAAUUCAGAGCUACAAAAGAGAACUUCUACACUUUCGGAUGUUGAAAGGUAUGAGAAGCGAACGACAAAAACGACGCACGUACCAUAUUUACUCGAUCUCGAUUUAACCCCGCCCAUGAAAACAAGCCUCCCUGGAAUUAACGCUGCACCCAAUCAAAAGAAUGCGGCGGUUAUAUGAGGAUUAACUGAUAACUGAUUGAUUGGUAAUCUACACUAUUCAGACCCCACAGACAAUUUCAAGUCCAUUUCACCAGAUAAAGCGAGAAACUGGAACUUUAAACAUCUUGCUGUUUUACAUAAUUUUUGUAAAUGAUUUAUGGUAUUUGUUUACAGUGAUCUAAGAAACGUGAUUUUGAAAUAAACACCGUCCUUGAAUCAGGGGCACCCAACGAGAAUAUAGUUCAAAACCACUUAAACAUAACAUUGUUCAACGUAUUUUAGUAUUUAAACGGUAGAUAUAGGCAAAUUUUUAUCCCUUAAAAAUUUUUCAUCUGUUCGGAUUUCCUAGCUGAAAGUCUAGUGAUCCGAAAAUUAUAGGGGUCAAAACUUACCUUUUCGAAAAUUUCAGCCAGGAAAAGGGCUCCCGAAAAUUCUAGGUGUCCUUUUUAGGGUAAAAAUUCGUUAAAAAUGGACAAUUAUACCAUUUUUUAGAUGUUCGAAAAUCCUAGGAGAGACAGGCAAGCAAGAAAUUUUACAGCAAAUGUUCCGAAAAUUCUAGAUCUCAAAUCGUCUUCCGAACAGAUAUUUUCCAAAAAUUGACGUUGGGUACCCCUGUUGAAUAAACGCCGCAUUAAAUAUGCUAAGAGUUUGAUUAAUGCUGUGGCGUUUAAUCGAACAAAUAUGGUAAACGAAUCAAUAAAACCUAACAGGACCAGGGCCCAGUUGUUCGAAGGCCGAUUAGCACUUAACCUUGGUUUCUUUUUCUUAUGCUCAAAAGCAUUUUCUCGGAUAACUUUCCCUGUUAUUUUUAGAGCUUCCAAUCAUCAACCUGUAGACAAAAAGAAUUAAAACUGAAAUGCUUUUUAAGCUUUCAAAUCUGAAUUCAAAUCUCGCACUAACCCUGGGUUAUCUUAACCCAGCUUUGAACAACUCGGCCCAGAGUUGUACUCUACUUUAUCUAUAUAGAGGGUCCUUAGUCCUCUCUACCAUUAAUGAAAUCCUAAUAUAAGUUCUGAUUGGCUGAUGCAUUUCUGGCGCGAAAGUGAAUCUAUAAAUAACCUGAAAAUCCAUCACGUGGGGAGGCCACGAAGCUCUCACAGCGAGUUGUUUUAUUGGUUAACGAAACAAUAGAUGAAUCACCCAAACAAUGCUCCAAGCCUGGCUAAAAACAAUAGCAGGUGUGUUUUUAAGGGCCACUAAAAAUAGGGCUUUCCUAGGGCACGCCGAGCAAGACGGGACACGAGAGAGUAGCGGAAAUCGAACCUAAGGCCUUCGUGGCUUCAGAAAACAGACAGAUUCUUGAAUGUAAGAAAUUUCAAACCUUUGUUAUCUUUCCCUUUACGUUUCAGUGACUUGAAUGAAAGUGAGAAACUAAAAAAUGAUGUGUCUUCUGUUCUCAAAGAGACAGACUCGUGUGAAAGUACCAAAGAUGAAGAAUCGGAUCGCUGUGAAAGCACGAUAUCAGCUGAUGAUAAGGAUGAGAGUGGUAUUGAACAGGAUUUUGAACCUACUGGAGAUGAGCCAGCUAUAAAGUUAAAGCCAAACGAUCACAACAACGAACCACGGAUAAAGAACGAGUGCCCGGAUAACUCUUUAACUAAAAAUGUAUCCACAGAACUGAACAAUGGCCUUGAAAGUUCUACGAAGACAACAGAGAGUCUUCCAUCGCCACUGGUUCCCAUUAAUCUCAAGUCUCACCUAAAACGAAAUGAUAAAAUCAAGUCACCAAAUCGAAACUUUAAUCGGGCAUCGGGCACCAUGGAGCAUAUUUAUAAAAGCUGUAAGAGCUCUCCUGAGAAAUGCCCAAGUUUCACGCCCCUAGCAAACACUAACAAGCCAUAUACGUCACCUUACAGAACACAGUACUCUCGGAGGCCCCUUGCGACUACACCUGCAUGGCAGCACCGUCGCAACAAGGCCCCCGAAAUGUUUGGAGACAUUGUCAUAAAAGAUCGUUUCAAAGCCAGAACCCAAUUUCCGUCUCCUUCACGAAAAGGUAUUUUGAAACAUCCGAACGGGUCUAGGUUGGCUUCAAAUGGAGUAAAGCAUGCAACAGCAACCAAGAAAAGCAAACUUAGUCCUCCUAAAGGUAGGUUAUCAUAUAUAUCAACUAUUGUAGUAAUAACCAAAGGUUACGGAGUGCGGGCGACAACGAUCGAAAGUCAAAACGCUUGUGCUCCAGCGCUGUGCUUUGCGUGAGUUUCACGUGACAGAUGGUCAAAACACAUGUGGUAAGAUUACGAGUGAUAGAAGGUCCAAAUUGGGUGAUCAAACUGCGUUCUGUGCCGUUCUGUGCAUUCCAUACAUUGUCGGUGGAAGUCCAAACGAAUGCUGGCUACAUACCUGCGACGCAUGUGUAAUAACAGCCUGGAGAUUAGGAUUGUGGGCUUCUCUUGUCGCCCGCAAAUAUAUCAAAAAUGGUAGGGAGGGUGAAACCAAAGAACAACUGAUUAGUUGUGUAAUGAAAAAUUGAACAGAUCAACAUUAGCUGCGUUGUCUUUAUUCGGCCAGUGAACAAACAGUUACAAUCUGCCGCAUGGAGUUCAAAAGCAGGUUGAUCGCACGGGCCAGAAUUAGCCUCCGACUAGAUUUAACUUUGUACCAAAUAAGGCUGAAAGUGUUAGUGGGCUUUUAACUCGUUGUUUGAAGCGCGAAAGAUGCGAUGUUCAAGCGCCUAUACAGUUUUCUUUGAAAGUUCUGUGAUACUUUAUAAUAAACCUCAUUUCAUACCGUAUCUACUUGUAUAUAUGUGACAUGUUAUCUUCAUUUCAUUUUUGUACUAACUCACUCGGUAAGUCUGUUUUUCAGUCAACCAAACCUGCUUGUUCCAUUUGCUCGUCUGUGAUCUUGUUAUGUUUGUUGCAGUACAGUGGUAACGUAUUGGUUAUGUAUGUGUCAAUGUUUUUGUUAUUGUAACGUUGGCAAUACCAGAAAGGCGUGUUCAUCCUGUUCAUCGUUGUCUUUUUCUUCUGUUUUCUAUUUAAACUAAUUACAUUAAAAUACAAAAUGAACUUUAUCACGAGUAGGUUUACUUAUACGCAAAUAACUCCUUUUUCCACUUAAGCUCUUGGGCAUUACGUCACUACAUAUAACCGUUUGUUUGUUUCUUUCACCAGGAAUAAAUGAACUUUGUUUAUGAGCCAUCUUAUCAAUUAAUCAGUGCAGUCGACUCCCGAUAACUCGAACCUUCAAGGGAAAUCGAAAAAAGUUCGGGUUAUCGGGAGCUCGAAAAAAAUAGCCGAGAGUAAGGAAAAAACAGUUUUUACUGCACAGUGAACAUUUAAAUCACAUUUAAUUGUAGAAAUGUCAAGUGAAAAUUAAAAGAUACUUCUAGAUUAUAAAUCAGAACGUAACGUAACAAACCAUAGCUUAAAUAGAGCAUGCGUUUUACUAUUUUGAGAAGUAAAGCUGCUUCACGUUAGCCUGUGAGAAUCAAUAUCAGCCUACACUAGUAAACUAUACUCCUACAACACGUCAAUAGGAAGUCGAAAAUUCAAUGUUUCGGACGCCAGUAGACGGCUUUUUCCCCGACUUUUUAAGGGCUCAAAACCUGGUUCGAGUUAUCGAAGGUAAAAUUAUAUAGAAAAUGACCUGAGGGGAAACGAAAAUUGGUUCGAGUUAGCGGGAGUUCGAGUUAUCGAGGGUUCGAGUUACGGAAGGUAAAAUUACAGUGAAUGUAUGACGGAAAUCCAGGGGAAAUCGAUUUUGGUUCGAGUUAGCGCGAGGUUCGAGUUAGCGAGGGUUCGAGUUAUCGGGAGUCGACUGUAUUAGUACUAAGCAAUGUUAAGGUUUAUUCCGGUUAUAUGGUUGUAAGGUCUUGUAAGCAAUAUAUCAACCGGAAGCUGUUUCCGCAUGGUCCGUAUAGCUUGUAAAAAGAACUAUUCUAAAAUUAUGAUAUGCUCUGACCGAAAGGCAUGACCAGGAGAUUCCCUCCAUGUGUUAUCAUAAUCUCUUUUAAUCAUUUAGAUUAUUGAUCCCUUUAGCUUGAGAAAACAGCCGACAUUUCGCGAUGACACAACUAGUUUUCCAGCGAAACGCUGCCUGAGAAACGCGCGCAGAAAUUCUUUACUGAUGACCGUCACUACCCAGAUCUGGGUAGUGCUUCUGAUUGGCUAAAGCGAAUUUCCCACGCGGCACGACCAAUCAGGAAGCGCUAUCCAUGUAGAUCUGGGUAGUGACGCGUCAUCAGUAUGGAAUUUCUGCGGUCGAUUCUUACAUGUCAUUUCGCAGGGAAACCGGUAGUCUCUGGUGACGUUGCGAAAUUUCGGCUGUUCUUUUUUUUUCAGGCUCAGAUCCCUUUCGUAAGAAGAGGAAAAGGGAGAAAGGCGAAUGAUUUGCUCAUUGCUUCGGAACAAACCUUCCUUCGUUUUGCCAACCUCGUCCUAAGGGCCUUUCCCUCAUUUUUGUUAAGGAAAAAGCCCUGGGGACGAGGUUGUCGUUUUGCAGUUUAAUGAAUGUACUUCGUGUAAAUGACUAUAAGUAGAUGGAGGAUAAAAACAAGGGGAGAUAGAAAUAUCUUUUAUCGUUGGAUGAUUCCAAACAACUGAGUAAUAAAAACUUUUUGCUAUGAUUUUACUGACGGAAACCAGCUUAAUGUGGUUCUUUGGGUGCAAUUUCAUGCAGGAAAAAGAAACUCUACGUCGUCUGACAGCGGGCUCAGCGACGAGGAAGGUUCCAGCGGCGAGGAGCAAAAACGCAUGCCUGUCAAAAAGAUCUUCAGUAACCAGCAGGCAUUGCGAAAGAAAAUCGAUGAUUUGAAUGGAAUGCUGAAAACAAUGGAACAACAAAAGGCGGAGUUACAGACCGUGCUCAGGAUCAUAGAGGAAUGGUCCGAGGAUUUACGGAGCGUGGAGAGGACUAAAUUAGGCGUCCCUUACAUAAGAGCUGUUAAGCAAACGCUUGGUAAGUCGAUUUUCAUCCAGCCCUCCCCAACCCAAGUUUUGGCUCGAGUGAGAAACAAGCGUUAACGUUGGCUUAGGAGAGGGGUGGGUGAAGACAUUUUCUCAGAGUCUUACCCAUCCGUCUCUUCAAUUCAAAUUGGUGGGUGCCUAUUUUUAUUCUGAACAACAGAAGGAUGAUGUUGUACACGAAGUUUUACCAUUCUGACCUCGCUAUCCCCUAUUUUUUUCUUAAUAUCAUCAGGGUUGAGUGCUUACCGGUACGGGCGGCUAUUUUGGUUUCAUAUGUACCGAGGGGGUGGGCGACGGCGGUUUUGUAGUGGGGGGUGGGAAUUGGGGUGGGAGGCGUUAAAAGAUUUUUCUCGCCUUCUCCCAAACUGUCCCUGACCCCUUAAGUAGAUUUGACACUCAUUCGGAACAUUUGAAACAGCUUGAAACAGCCCGUUCCGCAAAGCGCUCGUUCCCUACAAUCCUGCAGGAAAUAGGGGAUUGUAAACAUUCUAUGUAUAGUGAUUUGAGAGAAUGAUACACGACAGUUCUCAUUAACUGUUUGCAGUUUCAUGGUUUUCUUUUCACUUUAGUCCCAAGACAGGUACCAAGGGGAAAUGGGGCAAUUGAACUCCCGCUUCGAAGUAUUCACUGUUUUAACUGUAUUUUUUCUUUUGACAGCUAAACAGCGAGUAGCAUUGAGCAGCAAAAAAAGCGAUUUCAACAGAAGACUCACGAAGCUGAAAGAGGCUGAGGUUCCAUUUAAUGAAGAGUUCGGUAAUCUGAUUCAGCAACUCAGAAAAGAAGUCACUUACGUGGUUCGAGAUCAAAGAAAAUACAGCGCAAGAAGAGUUGAAAACAUUCGACAGCUUCAGGGUAGAGUGAUGGGAACUUGUAAUGCAAUUCUAGCAGUUUAUUAUGAAGGAUAAGCAUCCGACUGUUGAAGUUACUGCCUUAUUUAAAUAGCCUGAAAGAUUGCUAUCAUUGAACUUCUUUUAAUGAUAAUAGAGUAAUGUUUCUAUAUAUUACUUGAAAAUGAAAUACAAUAGAGAGGCUUUGUAGGAUAAUAAUUAGGCCAACUGGUUAGCCUGUGCAUAACACGCCGCACCCAGUGGAAACAAUUAAGACCGCUGAAGCAAACAAGAGAACAUGACAAAAGGAGUGAUUCCUGUGAUAUACAUAGAUUAUAUAUAGGUUAACAAUUUUAAAAAUUUACAUGAGCUCUGUGUUAGCGCUGCAGUGCUCUAUCAACUUAGCUAUGAAGACCCAUAACAUUGAGAGCAGACUAAUCUGCCGAGUUGAACUCAACCCGUGAAAGGAAUGAAAUAUGGUCAGUCAC